AUGGCUUCAACUCAUCAUUCCCUCUCCGAAGUUCAUAACGCUAUCAACAUCCUCAUUGACAACCUCAUCAAUAUCAAAGAUGAAACAGGCAAAUUCCUGCUCCUCCUCGAAGAUGGUCGUAUUAUCGAUACUAAAUCCUGGAAUGGAUGGGAAUGGACACACGGCGUGGGUUUAUACGGUGUAUGGAAAUACUACGAACUCACCGGUGAAGCCAAAUUCUUCCAGAUAAUUGAAGACUGGUUUACCGAACGCUUCAAGGAAGGCACAACGAAGAAUAUCAAUACCAUGGCUCCCUUCCUCACACUCGCAUACGUAUAUGAAAAGACGAGCAAUAUAGCCUACCUCCCCUGGCUAAAUGCAUGGGCGGAAUGGGCAAUGCACGACCUCCCCCGUACAAAGUAUGGCGGCAUGCAGCAUGUAACUUAUGUUACGGAAAACUAUCAGCAGUUGUGGGAUGAUACCCUGAUGAUGACGGUGUUGCCAUUAGCCAAGAUUGGAAGACUCCUUGGCCGCCCAGAGUAUGUCGUCGAAGCCAAGCGACAGUUUCUCAUUCACAUCCAAUACUUAUUCGAUGUUAAGACCGGACUUUUUUUCCAUGGGUGGACAUUUGAGGAUGGAGGCCAUCACUUUGCCGGUGCGCGGUGGGCGCGCGGGAAUAGCUGGGUGACAAUUGUUAUUCCGGAGUUCAUCGAAUUGCUAGAGCUAGAGCCAGAUGAUCCGAUUCGGGUGCACCUGAUUAAUGCACUUGAAGCCCAGUGUGAAGCACUGCAGGGUGUGCAGUCAGACUCCGGCCGCUGGCAUACUGUACUAGAUCACGAUGAUUCGUAUGUCGAAGCCAGUGCUACCGCCGGCUUCGCUUAUGGUAUUUUGAAGGCUGUACGUAAGCGCUAUAUCGGACCGCAGUAUCGGGAGGUGGCUGAGAAGGCUAUCUCGUCCGUGCUGGAGGAUAUUGAUGAGUGGGGCGAGCUGCAGAAUGUGAGUUUCGGUACGCCGAUGGGUGAGACUGUCCAGUUUUACAAGGAUAUUCCUUUGACGUCAAUGCCAUAUGGGCAGGCAAUGGCCAUUAUGGCGCUUGGGGAGUAUCUACGCACUUAUAUAUAG
This is a messenger RNA of Penicillium taxi, 1101 nucleotides long. Its product is annotated as glycoside hydrolase family 88/105 protein. The transcript has a single exon. The coding region runs from base 1 to 1101 and encodes 366 amino acids. Gene Ontology annotation, biological process: carbohydrate metabolic process. The record is from RefSeq and is a predicted model, not a curated record. NCBI's taxonomy places the organism in Eukaryota, Fungi, Ascomycota, Eurotiomycetes, Eurotiales, Aspergillaceae.